Molecule: messenger RNA, 2904 nt
Organism: Nerophis lumbriciformis (worm pipefish)
Lineage: Eukaryota; Metazoa; Chordata; Actinopteri; Syngnathiformes; Syngnathidae
Source: RefSeq, a predicted model, not a curated record
AUGCUGAUACCACGCGUGCUCGGCGCAAUUCUGUGCGUAAUCAACUGCGUGAGUGUGUGCGUCGAGGCCGCCUCUCGCCUGAAAUCUCACUCGCUGCCCAUCCAAUCUGAGAGAGAACCUUUGCCGUCAAAAGGCCUAUCAGGAUGCUCAUUUGGGGGUAGGUUCUAUUCCCUGGAGGACACGUGGCACCCAGAUUUGGGAGAUCCCUUUGGUGUAAUGCAUUGUGUCCAGUGCCACUGUGACCCUCAAAAAAGUCGUCGGGGUAAGAUAUUUGGGAAAGUCAACUGCAAGAACAUCAAGCAGGACUGUCCGGAUCCGAAAUGUGAUGAGCCCAUACUGCUGCCAGGAGACUGCUGCAAGACCUGUCCAAAAGGUGAGGAUGACAAGAAACAGACAGACCCAAUACUGGACAGCUUUGAGUAUUUCCAUGAAAAGGUCAAAGGGAAAGAGGAUGACCUGCACAAAUCUUACAAUGAUCGAUCUUACCUGAGCUCGGAGGAUAUGGGCCCGGAGGAGAGCCGCACUGACUUUGUAGCACUAUUGACAGGAGCGACAGAAUCAUGGCUGCCAAGUUCUAGUGCAGUUGCCAGAGCUCGCUUCUCUCUGACCAGAACCAGCCUGGCCUUCUCCAUCACAUUCCAAAAAAUAGCCCGUCCUAGUAAAAUCAUCUUCCUGGGUACAGAUGGUGCCACCGCUUUUGAAUACAAAGUCCCCAAGGGACAGUCGAACAUGAUUUGUGGAGUCUGGAAAAACGUUGUCAAGCCUCUUCUGCGACAGCUGCAGAACGAGCAGUUGCGCAUCCGCAUGAGCACGUCAUAUGGCAGACAAGAAGAAGUGGAAGGGAAAAUCAUCAAACACAGGGCAUUGUUUGCUGAGACAUUCAGCUCAACACUGACGUCAGAUGAGGAGAACGCAGGCAUGGGAGGCAUUGCCAUGUUGACAUUAAGUGACACAGAGAACAACCUUCACUUCAUCCUCAUCCUUCAAGGCCUCAUUAAAAAUAAAGACAAAGAACCCCUUCUGGUUCCCAUUCGAGUACAACUGUUUUACAGGCAACACAUCCUGAGAGAGAUCCAGGCCAACAUCACAUCACAUGAUCCAGAUUUUGCAGAGGUGCUGACUGAUCUGAAUAGCCGUGAACUCUUCUGGCUGUCUCGCGGGCAGCUGGAGAUUGCUGUAGCAACAGAGGGUCACCAUCCACGGCGGAUCUCGGGAUUUAUUACUGGCAGAAAAUCAUGUGACACCAUCCAAAGUGUGCUGUCCAGCGGUGAUGCACUGACUCCAGGGAAGACUGGAGGCACGGGUUCCGCCAUCUUUAAUCUCCAUGAUAACGGCACACUGGAUUAUCAAGUUCAGGUUGCGGGUCUCACUUCAGACAUGGUCGGCCUCACGAUUGAACUGAAGCCACGGCGGAGAAACAAGCGUUCAGUGCUGUACGACUUGACGCCAGAGUACAACAAGGCCACGGGCAGGGCAGUGGGCAGCUGGAGUCGCUUGGAGGCCCGGAACAUUCACAUGCUGCUGCAAAACGAACUCUUCAUUAAUGUGGCGACAGCUCAAAAUCAGGAAGGGGAACUAAGGGGCCAGAUAAAAGCACUGCCCUAUAGUGGCCUGGAAGCUCCAAGACAUGAGUUGCCCACUCCUCUUGGCGGCCACUUUGUGUUGCCCCCAAUUCGAACCGGUGCUUCCGGCCACGCCUGGGUUUCCGUUGACAAAUACUGUCAUCUUCAUUAUGAAAUUAUUGUGACGGGCCUCAGCAAGGCCGAUGACCUCACAGUGAAUGCCCACCUGCAUGGGUUUGCUGAGAUCGGGGAGAUGGAUGACAGCAGUGUCAAUCACAAGAGACUGCUGACUGGCUUCUAUGGCUCACAGGCUCAAGGAGUGUUGAAGGACAUCAGUGCUGAAUUAUUGCAGCAUUUGGAUCAAGGAAAAGCCUUCAUCCAGGUCACCACCAAAUUGAACCCAAGGGGAGAACUUCGCGGACGGGUCCAUGUGCCCAACAACUGCGAAUUUGGGACUAAAGAUGACAUAGACGAGGCUGAAUUUGAUGAACUUUUUGUCAAAGAUCCCGAGGCGCUAAAAAAAGAUCCUCAUACCUGCUUCUUUGAGAACCAGUACCACGCCCAUGCAUCUCUCUGGACUCCGAACUAUGAUAAAUGCUUCUCCUGCAGCUGUCAGAAGCGGACUGUGAUUUGUGAUCCAUUAAUCUGCCCGGUGUUGACCUGUUCCCAAACUAUCCUGCCUGUUGAUAAAUGCUGCCCAAUCUGUGAUGAGAGAAAGGGGACUAAAGAUCUAAAAGCUCCAGAAAAAGUAGAAGAAAAUCCUGAAGGUUGUUAUUUUGAGGGAGACCAGAAGAUGCAUGCCCCAGGAACGACAUGGCAUCCUUUCGUACCUCCCUUCGGUUUCAUUAAAUGUGCCGUCUGCACUUGCAAGGGCUUAACAGGUGAGGUACACUGCGAGAAAGUGACGUGUCCAGUGUUGACAUGCAGUCAUCCGGUGAGACGAAAUCCUUCGGACUGCUGCAAAGAAUGUCUAGAAGAGGAAAAGACCCCCGGGGACCUGGAACACACUGACAUGAUGCAGGCAGAUGGGCCCAGACACUGCAAAUUUGGGAAGAACUAUUACCAGAACAGCGAUAACUGGCAUCCCUGGGUACCACUGGUGGGAGAGAUGAAGUGCAUCAACUGCUGGUGUGAUCAUGGUGUGACAAAAUGUCAGCGUAAGCAAUGUCCAGUGCUGACCUGUUCCAACAUCACUCGCAAAGAUGGCUCAUGCUGUCCUGACUGCAUCGAACUGCACACUGGGCCGAUCAAAUUCCAGACAUCCCCGCCCUCUCCCACCCACCUUGUCAGCUUCAAGAUUGUAAAGGACAGAGAAGUGGGAAAAAAAGAAGAUGAAAACUAA